CACACUCAGAUCUCUGUUGUGUAUCUCCAAACUGCACAUGCUUCUUCUAGUUUUGCGGAAAAGAGAGGCAUGUUCUGGAGUGGUUGCUACAUACGCACAUUUACUUAAACAUGUAGCUGCCCAAAACUGCAAGUAAAAGCUGAUUACAAUUAAGUGGACUUUUUCUAGACAAGGAUACUUAUUUAAGAUACGCAUGCAGCUGUAUACUUAAACAGACAGUAGAGGACCUCUAAAGAGAGACAGUUCGCAAGACUACCUGUUCAUUGCCAUACCUUCUGAAACAUCUUUACACACCAAAUAUGAAAGCAGAAAGUUAUUGUGGCUAUGAGAACCAGCUCUUCAAAGAGGAGGACCUGACCGGAGAGGAGGAGGAGAUGCCUCCCUUCAGAGGAAGAACCCGAGGAGGUUGUCUGAAAUGCCAGCAGACUCAUUCUAUCCAGCUGGCGGUCAGAGUUCUCUAUGGCUUCUUCGCCUUCAUAGUCAUUACUUUGGCAGUCCUGGCUGCUCUGGUUUUUAGGAAGGUUGACAGCUUAUCUGAAGAGGAAUCGCUUUAUCAUAAGAAGAUAACCAAGAACCAGGGGAGUACUCAAGAUCUCAACACCAUGAACUGUACAGAAUGCUACAAUGCAGUUCACUUCCAGGAAGAGAUCACCAAGCUCAAGAAGGAAUUUGAAGAUCUCCAAAGGAUGGUUGUGGGUCAAGAGCAGUUACUGGAGCAGACCACUCAAUCCCAAAACACUCUAACACAGUCCAAUAACAGGAUGAUGAGAGAUGUCCAGACUUAUGGAAUUACUAUUAAACGAAUAAACCAAUCUCUUGAACAGUACCUGAAUCAAGUAAAUGGAUGGCAGGCUGUUAUCAAUGAGACUGAUCAGGGCUUGAAGACAUUGGUCCAAGACCAGUAUGAUUUGAAGGCUACUGUGCAACAGGUCAACAGUACUGUCACAUUUAGUGCCUUAUGGAUAGAUGUUCUUCAGAGGAAGGCAGAAGAAGAAGGAUUGGUAUUGCAGAAAAUGACCAAAGACUGGCAGAACUACAGCAGAACACUUAGUGCAAUCAGGUCCAAUUCCAGUGCCAAUGUCCAAACAAUGCGACUCAUCCAGAGUGGCAUCUCUGCUACACAUCAGAGAAUCAGCAUGAGCUCAGAUAUGGUGCACGACCUCACAUUACAGGCCAUGAACUUGCAGAUACAGCUGGACAAUGUGUCUUCCUACAUUGAUGAGCAUGAGGAGAAUAUGCAUGACCACCAGUAUCAUGCCAAGUACUACGAAAAUAGGACGAGGGAAAGGUUUAUGACACUAGACACAAGAAUGAAUUCCAUUGGACUGGAGAUCGAGACAAUUGCCUCCAGCAUUAAUGCAACAGUCAGCCAUGUUCAGAGCAUGUACAAAUACAUCAACAUGGAGACCUCAUCUUGCCAGUCAAAGCUGGGCAGCCACACAGAGGACCUGCAGAAUUUAAAUAAUACUGUUUUGCUUUUGUUAAACCUUGCUGAUUCCUUGAGAUCACAAUAUAUGAUGCUUAAUGUACGUCUUGAUGUGGAUAUGAGGAACAUCUCUAUGGUUAUGGAGGAAAUGAAGCUGGUGGACACCAGGCAUGCUCAGCUGAUCCAAAACUUCACUAUUGUGAAAGGUGCUCCUGGUCCACCAGGUCCAAAGGGGAACAGGGGUGAGACAGGACCAAAUGGUCCUACAGGAUCAACAGGAAUCAAGGGAGACAAGGGACGUCCAGGUAUCCCUGGUCCUCCAGGGCCAAAAGGUUUGAUAGGGCCUAAAGGAGCUCAAGGGGAACGUGGGUCUUCUGGAGUGAAAGGAAGCCAAGGACUUAAAGGAGCCAAAGGGUCUUUAGGACAACCAGGACCUCGAGGUGAAAAGGGUCAGAAGGGUGACAUGGGUGUUGCAGGCAAAGAUGGAUUGCAAGGGCCAAAAGGACCACCAGGAAUCCGGGGUGAAGUAGGGCUCCCUGGUGCACAUGGUAUUCCUGGCCCAAGAGGAAAGCCUGGACCUGUUGGCCCACCUGGUCCACGUGGACCUCCUGGACCACCAGGGAACUCUACUUUGGGAUGAGAAAGGUUUAGACCACUCUAUUAAAACUGUAGAACCUUGUGACGUGACAUAAAUACCUUGCUGGAAACACAACACUGUUACUGAGUAUGAAUGGAUGAAAUCAACUUGGAAGUAACUACAGCUGCAUACAUUCCUUUAAAAUUUUACCUUAUACAGACAUUAUCUUCAAUAUAUACACCUCGGGCUAUAUACUGCACACACAUACCCAAUAUCUGAUAUGCAUCACAUGACCAUGCACUUGGCAAGAUGGCAGUUGCCUUGUAUUGAUGGUAGAAGAUUAUGUAAAACUUACUAAAGCGCACAGUUUUGACUUUUGCCUAACAUUUUGGACUUUCACUUUUUUAUGGUCAAAUAGAUAUUUUAAGGAUGUCUCUGAAAGAUGCAAUGGCAUGUUUUCAUAUUUGGAUGGCCUUUUAUUUGUUUUUCAUUAAGAAUCCAUUUACAUAUCAUGACAACAAUUGUUAAGGCACUUUAAAUGUUAAUGCUAUUUUUAAUCAAGCCAUUAUGUUAGAAUUAGAUCUAUUUUUGUAUCUACACCAUGGCAUAUUCAGAGCAGGUACUCUGAACAAGAAUAUGAAAUUGUGAGAUUUUUAAUCAUCAAUCCUGUGACAAAACUAUUGUAAACAAAAGUGUAAAAUAUGGUGCACACAGUAAGAAAAUGCAUACUACAGCAUCAAUACAACACUUGUAAUGUACAUUUUGCUGAUUUUACAUGUGCAAAAAAAACAUAGUCAUGCUUUUGCACAGUAUUAUAUAUUGUGUUGCAAGCAUUUACUUUUGACAGGAGUGUUUUCACACUGUGUUAAAGAAAUAAAACAAUUUAUUGAAAGAAA
This is a messenger RNA of Neoarius graeffei (lesser salmon catfish), 2899 nucleotides long. It is a transcript of the gene scara3, whose product is annotated as scavenger receptor class A, member 3. NCBI's taxonomy places the organism in Eukaryota, Metazoa, Chordata, Actinopteri, Siluriformes, Ariidae. The coding region runs from base 300 to 2066 and encodes 588 amino acids. The record is from RefSeq and is a predicted model, not a curated record. The transcript has 7 exons.